Schizophyllum commune H4-8 is the source of this 1614-nucleotide messenger RNA. RefSeq lists its product as uncharacterized. Lineage: Eukaryota; Fungi; Basidiomycota; Agaricomycetes; Agaricales; Schizophyllaceae. The record is from RefSeq and is a predicted model, not a curated record. Bases 1 to 1614 code for a protein of 537 amino acids. The transcript has 3 exons.
AUGCUAAUCCUCGCACAGAAUGAUAUGGAGACCGGCGCUUGUCCACGGCGCUCGCUUACGCUAGACGAGUUGCGGUGGCUGGAAGCAAGCGCCUGGUUUGAAGGGAGGGCAUCGCGACCAGCGUCGCCAGCGCCAUUCGACAGAGACAGCUCCCCUCCGCGGUGGUCUACCCUGUCUACUUCGGCCCCCGAGCGAUCGUCUGCCUUCCCCAGCCACUACGACCUGCCCCUCAAAUCCAAGUCGCCGAUGCAUCUUCGCUGUGUCUUGACACCACCCACGCCCUCGCCGACACCACCCCCGCCACCCUACUCCUCUCAUGCGGCAUCGAUCCCCCGUGCGGCGUCCAAACUCCGCCUUAAAGACGAUCCCCUCCCCCACGUACAGCCCACGGAGAUCAUACCACCUGAUGAGGGCCCGCGUCCCACUGAGUGGAUCAACAGGCGCCCACGACCCUCACGCUCGGGGUCCUCAGCCUUCAGCCAGCGUUCAACCAGCCAGCGGUCAGUCACUGGCCGUCCAGUCACGCGCUAUGCGGGGCCGAGCACGGCGUCUGUGAAUACAUACUCGACCGCGCGGCCGGAGAAGGAGAAGACGAAGGACGCGCCUUUCUGGAAGGUCUUCAUGCGCCCGCGGUCGCGCACGGUGCCCUCGGAGCCCCGCGCGCUGAAGACGCACCCGUCGCAGGCGCUAACGCCCUCCGUGGCGCACUCGCUUAGCACGCGCACGGCCUCGGGGCAGAGCCGCACGCCGUCCAUGUCCUCGCUCACGAGCUCCACGACCUCAGAUUCGUCUGCGCGGCCUGAGACGCCGUCGCCCCUUUUGCCGUCCAGCAAGUUCGAGCCGCACCAUCGUGGAGUGGCGGGCGGCGCGCCGCCGUGCCUGCACCACCGAACCGCGCGCACGUCGUCUGUGACGACAAAGGACAGCGCGGCUACAAAGGCGAGCGCGGCGUCUGCGUCGUCUUCCAUCCCCCCGCCCUCUGCGAUGUCGUCUUCCAAGUCUGUGAAGUUUGCUGCUGCACCAACGGUGCACUAUGCGAGCGCGGGAUACUGGGAGGUCGAGGCGCGGUUAUGUGCGAAGGAGGAAGAGAGCCUGGGCAUCGACCUAGAUAGCAUGGACUUCGACCUCGAGAGCGAACACGGCGCGCUCAUCGCGAGCUUGCGACCACCGCCGUCGCCCAAGAAGGAGAAGAAGGAGUCGAGCUUAGGAUUCGGAAGGAAGAAGAGCAACCGAAGCAGGAGCAGGAGCAAGGAGGGCGAGGAUCGCAGCCUACGACGCCUGGUUGGCCUCCGCCGCGCGGGGCCACCACCACGACCGUCGAUCUCGGGCCCGUACGCGCUGGGGACAGCUCCGGUACCUGUCCCGCGCGACCACGACGCGCCCGUCUCCUCCGCCUCCUCCUUCAUGUCGACCGGCUCGGGCUCCUCGUCCCUCCGGUCGAAAGCCUCCCUCCGCUCCCGCCUCUCCAGGCGCACCGGCCUCUCGUCGUCCCUUCCCCUCCGCCGCGCGCCCUCGAUGGACAGCGUGAAGAGCGGCGGGGCGCGGAGCCUCGGCAGUAUUGCGAGCACGACCGGGAGUGUCCGCGGCUGGCUGGGCCGGGUGGGCGUGCCGUGA